This is a messenger RNA of Pyrus x bretschneideri (Chinese white pear), 2685 nucleotides long. RefSeq names its product protein FAR1-RELATED SEQUENCE 5. The record is from RefSeq and is a predicted model, not a curated record. Gene Ontology annotation, biological process: regulation of DNA-templated transcription. Gene Ontology annotation, molecular function: zinc ion binding. The transcript is spliced from 3 exons. NCBI's taxonomy places the organism in Eukaryota, Viridiplantae, Streptophyta, Magnoliopsida, Rosales, Rosaceae. The coding region runs from base 213 to 2351 and encodes 712 amino acids.
GCGAAAGCGGAGCGUAAUUGUAGUCCUCCCAUUCCUCUGGUCCGCGGCGGCGCGCAUUUUCGUCUCUUAAAAACUCCCAUCACCUCUCCUUCUUCUCGCUCUCACUCUCUGCAACUCCAAAAUUUGUAAGAGUUGAAGGGUACCCUUUAGUUUUGAGCUGUAAUUUGUAAGGUUUUCGCUUUCGGAAAUGGAGGGUACCCUCUAAUUUUGUAAUGCAAGAGGGCAUUGAAAUUGAACAGUAUAUCAUCAUGGAGGCAGAGCCUUCCGGUGAAUGCGGAGGUAAGGUAGUGGACUCGAAUGUGGCAUUGGAAGGCGAAAGCUAUGGACAUUGUGUCGUAGAGGAUGUCGAAGCUCCGGUGGUGUUGGAUGAUGGCAAAGAGGGUGAUGUGGAGAUUGACUUGUCACGGUUAGUAGGAGGUGGGAUUAUAGAGCCCACAUUGGGUAUGGAGUUUACCUCCGAAGACGAUGCUAGGAAUUUUUACAAUGCGUAUGCUAAACAAACGGGGUUUAGCAUUCGCGUGAACUCAUAUUACCGCUCGAAGAAGGAUAAUUCGAUUAUAUCUAGGGAGUUUUGUUGUUCUAAAGAAGGGUUCCGCCGGGAGAAAAAUGCAAAGAGAGAUUCGGGCGAGGAUGUGAAGAGAAGGCGUGCUAGGGCAAUCACUAGGGAAGGUUGCAAGGCUCUGAUGACUGUUAGGAAGCGCGAAAAUGGGAGAUGGUAUGUGGUGAAGCUAGAGAAGGACCAUAAUCAUGAGCUGGUCACUCCUGCUAUGCGGCAUUUUCUUAGGUCGCAUAAGCAGGGUUUUGAUCCUGACAAAAGUUGUAGCAACUCUUUCAGUUCUCCGGGAUUGUCUUUGGAUUCUUCCGCAGAUGUCUUGGCUGAUUCUGGCAGUUUUGGAAAGAUGGCAUUUGCUGUGCAGAGUGAUGCCAAUUAUAUUGGAAGAGGCCGGUUGAGCACUUUUGGCAUCGAUGCCCAAAGUUUGCUUGGGUUUUUUAAGGUUAUGCAAGCGAGUGAUCCAGCAUUUUAUUAUGCAAUACAGGUUGACGAAGAAGAGAGGCUGAGUAGCGUCUUUUGGGUUGACACAAGAUCAAGAAUCGCUUACAACUGUUUCUCCGAUGUUGUAGCCUUUGAUACUACUUAUCAAGUGAACCAGUACAAAAUGCCAUUUGCGCCAUUCACUGGAGUAAAUCAUCACAAACAUUCAGUUCUGUUCGGUUGUGCAUUGCUUGCAGAUGAGUCUGAAUCUACCUUCAUUUGGCUCUUCACAACUUGGCUUGAGGCAAUGUCUGGACGGCAGCCAGGUCUAAUUAUAACCGAUUAUGACCCAACUAUAAGUCGAGCAGUGCAACAAGUUUUUCCUCAAUCAAUUCAUCGAUUUUGCAAGUGGCAUAUCAUAAGCAAAAUGCCGAAGGAAAUGGGAAAUGUAUAUAGUGUAACCCCAAGGACUUUUCAAGUUGAAUUUGAUAGAUGCAUUAACAAGAGCGAGACACCUGAUGAGUUUGAAUCAGCUUGGCAGAUGCUUCUUGAUAAGUACAGUCUUAGAGAGAGUGAUUGGCUUCAAUCGCUUUAUAUUGAUCGCAAAUUGUGGGUUCCGGUAUACAUAAGAGACACAUUCUUUGCCGGGCUGUAUGCUGCCCAGCGGAGUGGGAGUGUGAACUCACUUUUUGAUGGCUAUGUGAAUGCUGGAACUACCUUACAAGAUUUUGCAGCGCAAUAUGAGAAGGCUUUAGAUGAGAGAUAUGAGAAAGAAGCAAAGGCGGAGUUCGAAACUUUUUAUACUAAACCGGUUCUAAAAACACCACUUCCUGUGGAAAAGCAAGGAGCAGACAUCUACACAAGAAACAUGUUCACCAUAUUUCAGGAUGAAAUUUUUGAAUCCCUUCUGUUUGCUGUGAAAUUAAGUGCAGAGGACGAAGGAACAAGAACUUAUGAGGUAGCAAGAUUCAACGAAGAACAUAAAAUUUAUUUCGUAGCUUUUAACAUAGGUGAACAACUAGCUAGUUGCAGUUGCAAGAUGUUUGAAUUUGAAGGGAUCCUCUGCAGACAUGUGCUUGCAGUGUUUAAAGCCACAAAUGUCUUUACCCUCCCACCGUGUUAUAUCUUAAAGAGAUGGACCCGAAAUGCGAAGGAAGAGGCUAUGUUGGAUGUCCUUCCGUGUGUCGAAUUACAGGGAAAUUCUCAAAAGGGCAGGAACUUGCAAUACAAUCUUCUGUACCAGGAAGCCAUUAAAUGUGCAGAGGAAGGGAUGGCAUCUGACCAAAUCUUUAAGGUGGCACUCAACGCAUUAAGAGAGGCUAGGGUAAAAAUUGUCAGUGCCAAGCAAAACGCCAUGAAAUCCAUGCCUCAAAACUAGAAACUAGGGCUAGGACAAGCUAUCAAGGGAGAUGACGCCGCAAUUGCUAGACAGGUAGGCUGAUAGUUCCCGUCGACCACCAGAAAGGACUCUUCUGAAGAAAAUAACUUCAACAAAUACUUGUCAGGCCAGUGAUUAAGGAUUCAGAUAAAAAAAAAAUGCAGAUGACAACAAAAACUAAACGUUUGCCAACGCAGCAAGUAGAUGGAGGAUAUGAGACUGACAUUCAUUCAAGUUCGAGGUUUUUCUUUCUUUUGUCUGUUCGUUGAAUAUAAAUUCAUGUUAAAAAAAUUCCAAGCAUUACGUUUAGAGAUGCAGCUUAAGAUUUGAAGUA